ACUUGUGUCGAUGCCAGCGGUGUCGCAACAGGUUUCUCAACCAGGCUUUUGCAAAUGCGAGGAAAAAAGUGGAAUAACAGGAGUUGACGGUCAAGCGGAGCAGCGUCGACUGCUGACACGUUUUUACACGAAUUAGACCAUAAAUCAGCAGUCGCAAACCACCGCACGGUCGUUUGCAGAAAAUUCAGGUCGCCUUGGAAGAAUGAUAAGACACAUAAUGUCUCUUAUGGGGUGAAUGAGGCUGGGUUUGUGGGGAAGGCCUAUUUUGCAAUCAGCUAACUUAACACCGCUGAUAUGGGUCAGUGGAAACGUCGGUUGCGCGGCGCCGUUCGUCUUCAAUCAUCUUUUUGUUUCCUGUAAAGUAGGUUAGGUCUUUGCCGGCUGCCGAGCGCUCGUCGAUGAAAAUGGAUGAAACCGAUUUCACUCCGACUCAUCAUGACUAGAGCGCAUUGAUUCAUGCUCGCAAGAGCGAGCGCAGCCAGCAGCUUUCAUUCACAAAAACCUGCAGCGGACAGAAUCAGUAUUGCUAAAUGCUGCUUUAGAGAGAAGACGUGCAAGGCACCAGCCUACACAUGGAGUCCAGGGUUCCCCACCACAUCCCCGGAGUGUCCUCCUCCCUCAUAUCCCAGCCCCUGCUGGACAGUCGAGUGCCCUACGGCCGCCUGCAGCACCCUCUCACCAUCUACCCCAUCGACCAGAUAAAGUCCUCGCAUGUGGAGAACGACUACAUCGACAGCCCCGCCGUCGUCUCCCAGCAGCCCCCGAGUCAGAAGUCUGUGAACCGAAGAAUCACAUGGCUCGGUCAGAAUCAGGAGGCCUUCCUGGGGGCGAACCACAACCAUCAUCACAAUCACCAACACCAGCACCACCAGCAGGGCAGGUGCGAGCCCCACCCUCACCAGGACACCACCACCCACCCUUGGAUUUCCUUCAGUGGGAGGCCCAGCUCUAUCAGCAGCAGCAGCAGCACCUCGUCCGAUCAGAGGCUGCUGGACCACGCUGCGCCCACUCCGACGGUGGACCACCACCCAAACCUGCACCCCCACCAGGGCCCCGCCAACACAAUCACUACCCGAACUCCAGGCUGCUUCACUUCCUCUGAAUCAAAAGUCCUCACCUCCUCUUCCUCCUGCUCCUCCUCCUCUAAAUCGCUGGACCUCAAGUCUGCAAAGAUACCCGCAGGAGGUGUGUGCACCGCUGGAGGCCAGCAGGGGUUGGCGCUGAUCCCUUCCUCCCCAGCCGAGAAGAAGCACCUAAUUCUCUGCGAGCACUGCGGGAAGUGCCGAUGCACGGAGUGUACGCUCCCCCGAACCCUACCCUCUUGCUGGGUCUGCAACCAGGAGUGCCUGUGCUCUGCUCAGAGCCUGGUGGAUACAGCCACCUGCAUGUGCCUGGUCAAAGGGAUCUUCUACCACUGCACCGAGGAUGAGGACGACGAGGGCUCCUGCGCCGACAAGCCCUGCUCUUGCUCCCAGGCCAACUGCUGCGCGCGUUGGUCCUUCAUGGCUGCCCUUUCCGUCGUCCUGCCUUGCCUGGUCUGCUAUCUGCCCGCGACCGGCCUGGCCAAACUGGGACAGAAGUGUUACGACAAUGUUAGCAGGCCCGGAUGCCGCUGCAAGAACUCGCAGGGCGGCGUGAGCGCCCCUGUGUGUAAAAACGGAGGUGUGGCAGCAAAAGUUGGGACACUAGAGAAGCAGCAGCAGGGGUCAUGAUACUGGACCAAACUGGCUGCAGUAGCGUUGCUAAAAAACAUGGACAGGACCACACAGUACUUGCUUGCUCUCUAUGGAUAGGACAAUCCAACACCAACCCCUUAAACUACCCCAUUAAUCUGCUGGAAGAUGACUUAUGUAAAACAAAGGUACUUAAAUGGCUUCUUGACCUAUGUUUGAUAGGGUGGAUGAUCAACAGGGGCCUGAUCUGAGAGAGUUGGCUUGUAGGAAAAGCUAACAGCCCCUCUGAGAUGUUUUUUUUUUGUAUGAGUGUGACAAGAAGAAGAGACUAGAUUGUGGGACUGAUGUUUGUGUUGUUUUGGAAAGAUGGCUGAAGGCACAAAGUCAUUGUACCUCUCUGCUGCUCUGUAUUUCACAGCUAAUUUUGUAACAGUAACUAACCAGAAGCUGGUUGCUGAUCCUCGGAUAACACGAAAGUUAUUGGAUGGAGAUAAAUAUUUGUAAACCCCCUCCCACCCCCAAAAGCACAGCCCAGUGUCCCUCUGUCUGAACAAACACAAAAACAAGUGAUUACCUAUACUGUGGCUUUAUGAUAGGCCACCGCGGGAGUGAAACCACCACUUACUCACUCACUCUCUCCACUAUUAUGAUGAUCACCAUCUUUUAGUGUCGCCCUUUUUCCUCUUUUAGCUUAAAGAUGCUAGCUUGGUGAUGCUAAUGAUUUAUCUCCACCGGGGAGCUGUAAAGACAAACCUUUUGAGACUUUAAAAUAAUAGUAAUUUCCUAUAAUUCUCAGCCUGCAUUGUGCAUAAGCAGUUGUGAGAGGCAACUGAGAGAGAGAUAAUCACUUUUCGGUGUGUUUCCUAUUUUGUUUUUGGGGGGUGGGGGUGAAGUCCAGACAUUUUUAAAGAUUUUGAAUGCUGUUCACCAAUCACCUCAGAGGUAAUGCAUGUCAUGACCUGCAUGCUCUAGUCUAAUGGUUACCCACCGUGCUAGAAGUCGAUGUGUUGUAGAGAAAUGUGUCAAAAAAAAAAGAGAAAAAAGUACACCCAACCUUCUCAGGGACUGUUACAGUAAUCCUCUCAAGAACUUGGCCUACAGCAUGUUGAUUUCUAAACUGCCUAAGAGCCUGGUCUACUUCCUCUUUGCACAAGAAGGCAAAGAAACAUUUAGGGGCAAAAAGGCAAUAGUGAAUAAUUUAAAGCAAGUAAGCUAAGUGGGAGACAAACUGGCCAGAAAAUGACGUUUCCGGGGGAGAGGGGACGCAAGUGAUGGAGAGCAAAGAGGAGGAGAGAAGGCAUAGCAAAGUCGUCGUUGUGUUUGUGUCUAGUCAGCCUUUGUCGGAAUCAAACCUGCCACUUGCACAACCUUUUUAGGAAGACGCAAACCCCUUCAAGGAUGUACUAAAGCACAGUAUUAACCACCUCAGCUAUCUCGCGUUACGUUUGCGUGCACUGCGUUUAGUCCACACACCUCAGCCCCCCCUCAACACAGUGUCUUCAUUAAAUUCUAAUCAUGAUGCUGCAUCGCUGCGUUAGUCGGAUAGCCUGUCUUUUAUUCUUAUAGUCUAUUUUUGUGGCUUGCAUGACAUUCCUAGGACUUUGCCAAAGGAAGCUAGCAUACAGUAGCUUGUUUUUCGCUGUCUGAGUGGUCGCAGUUGUUACGCACUCUUGCCAAACGGAGUCGACGGCAGUUGGUUCUCAAAGGCACGCUGCCCUUUAAUACAGAUGGCCUUUUCUGUUUGGCAUAAAGGCAUACUGUCUUUGUUGCUCCAUAACACACACCUCUCUUUCAUGUUGGACCCUCAACUUCCACGAGGGCGCCUUACUUUGCUCAUACUUGUAUUUGUCUUGUUGCACAAAGCUGAUUUCACAAAAAAAAAGGAAAGAAAAAAACACACUGUCCUUAGUCUUGAAUGUAUGAGGCAAUAUUUUCAAAACCUAGCAAUUCAGUCCAAGGGAAAGGUGCCAAAACUGAAGAAUGAUUGUGUGACUGGGCGAGGGCCCAGCACCUGCAGGUGGGCGACAAAAAUCACAAAUGUUUUGACAAUAUAUUUAGUAAUAGAGCUAUGCAGGUGAAAUGUUAUUUGCUGUAAAUAGUUUCACAACAUUUGUGUUCUUUAGAAGAGACUUUUAAAUGUCCUUGAAAGAUUGCAUGGUACAUUAUAACUACAAUUCAGUACAAAAUAUAUAGAGAAUAUAUUAGAUAUAUAUUUUGAGGGUAAGAUGUUUUUGAGGAUGUGAGAAAGAGAAACGAGGGAGGGUGGUGAGAGGAAGGUUGGGGGGGGGGGGCACAAAAAUGACAGGUCUUUCUAUCACUAGCACUUCAUUUAGAAAAGUGUGCCCGGCAAUAAAAAAAAAAAAAAAAAGAAUAAGACUCCUGCUGUUUAUGCUAUCCAUGGCUCAUUAGCAGUCGAGAGGCUAAGCUAAUUCCCCAGUUCCUCUCUGAGUCCUAAAGACUGUGGACUCAUUGAAUCCACACAGGGAACACAAUCUACCCCUAUCCGGAUCAACCCAUUUCCCGCUGUUACUGCUCAGCGUCUCAGCUCUCUCCCCUCUUUUUCUCUUCUCCACCCCCCCCUCCUCUCUUCCCUCUUCUUCCCUCCUUCCUCCCUGAGAAAUUGUCCAACAAACACCCCUGGCCUUGAUUGACAAACACAGCUGCUGUGCAUAAACUUGUCAUACCACAGAGACGGCAGAGAAAGACAAGUCUGUCUCUCUUUCUCUCCGUCCUCCCCCUCCUCUUCCUCGUCUUUGUUUUCCUCUCGAGUUGUGUUCUGUGCCGUCUUUUUAACCAGCGGACCUCUUUUUUAAACAGUCGCUGCCUUUGUUUUCUUUCACUUCUCAGCUCUGUCACUGCAAGAGUAAUGUUCUUCACUUCACGUUAGCUUUAUACUUUAACAUGUGCUCGCUAGCCUGUUCAAGGUGUGGAAUAACCACCAACAACGACAAGUCGACGAUUAUAACCUUUUUAUCCUAUUUUUUCCCCCUAUGCUACAAUGCUGUGACUUUUACACACCCAUACCCUUUGUGCCGCUCGUUUGCGGGCACCAACUUUUUUUUUUGAUUUUCAACUCUAAGAGGAAAAGUCUCAUGCAGCUGGGUGAUGCUACUCCAUUCCUUUAUGCCUUUGCAAUGUCAAUGUUGGGGAUUAAGAACGAGAUCUGUGCUUUUGUUUUGUUUAGAUACAACAAAAAGAAAAAAAAUCUCUCAUAUAAAAGGUUCCCUUUAUAGAUAUAUUUAUUUUGAAGUUCUAUUUUAUAUAGUAUUUAUUUAGAUGCCAACUUUUUGUUCGUGAAGAAAGCUUAUGUCGAAAUGGAAUGUACAUUGACAAUGGAAAUAUAUAUUGUUAAAUAUA
Messenger RNA from Chelmon rostratus (copperband butterflyfish), 5030 nucleotides. RefSeq names its product sprouty homolog 4 (Drosophila) (gene spry4). Gene Ontology annotation, biological process: negative regulation of MAP kinase activity; negative regulation of Ras protein signal transduction; negative regulation of fibroblast growth factor receptor signaling pathway. Gene Ontology annotation, cellular component: membrane; cytosol. Bases 573 to 1712 code for a protein of 379 amino acids. The transcript has 2 exons. The record is from RefSeq and is a predicted model, not a curated record. Lineage: Eukaryota; Metazoa; Chordata; Actinopteri; Chaetodontiformes; Chaetodontidae.